Messenger RNA from Glycine soja, 1516 nucleotides. RefSeq names its product dolichyl-diphosphooligosaccharide--protein glycosyltransferase 48 kDa subunit-like. Gene Ontology annotation, cellular component: endoplasmic reticulum membrane; oligosaccharyltransferase complex. Lineage: Eukaryota; Viridiplantae; Streptophyta; Magnoliopsida; Fabales; Fabaceae. The transcript has 13 exons. The coding region runs from base 69 to 1370 and encodes 433 amino acids. The record is from RefSeq and is a predicted model, not a curated record.
GAAGCUAGAAGAGACUUGGCGAAACUCUGGUAUUGACUCGCAGUGGAGAGAGAGUGUUAGCACCAAAAAUGUCGAAGUUAAUCUUCGUGUUCCUUGCACUAAUUCCUCUUCUCUGCACCUCCUUCUCGCCAGAGAAACCCUCAGAUCGGCGCAUCCUCGUUUUGCUCGAUGACUUCGCCAUCAAAUCCUCUCACUCUCUCUUCUUCAACUCCCUCAAAUCUCGCGGCUUCGAUCUCCAAUUCCACCUCGCCGACGACCCCAAAAUUGCGCUCCAGAGAUACGGCCAGUACCUCUACGACGCCCUAAUUCUCUUUUCCCCCACCAUUGAACGUUUUGGAGGAUCCAUUGACGCGGCUGCAAUUUUGGAUUUUGUUGAUUCGGGUCAUGAUUUGAUCGUUGCUGCUGAUAGCAAUGCAUCUGAUUUAAUCAGGGAAAUAGCCACCGAGUGUGGAGUGGACUUUGAUGAGGAUCCUGCUGCUGUGGUUGUGGAUCAUUCGGCAUAUGCAGUCUCUGCUACUGAAGGAGAUCAUACAUUGAUUGCUAGUGAUGAUUUUAUCAAGUCUGACGUCAUAUUUGGAAGCAAAAAAAUUGAGGCUCCAGUACUUUUCCAGGGGAUUGGGCAUUCACUAAAUCCUACCAAUAGCCUGGUGUUGAAAGUUCUCUCUGCAUCUCCUUCAGCCUUUUCUGCUAACCCAAAAUCUAAAGUGACAAGUCCUCCAUCACUCACUGGAACUUCAAUCUCAUUAGUUUCAAUUAUACAGGCAAGAAAUAAUGCCCGGAUAUUGAUCUCUGGCUCAUUGAGCUUGUUCAGCAACCGAUUUUUCAGGUCAGGUGUGCAGAAGGCUGGGAGUCCAACCAAACAUGAGAAGUCAGGUAAUGAGCAGUUCUUGAAUGAACUUAGCAAAUGGAUUUUCCAUGAACGAGGUCACCUCAAGGCGGUGAAUGUGCAACACCACAAAGUUGGGGAAGCUAAUGAACCAGCCAUCUAUCGGAUCAAUGAUAAUUUGGAAUACUCUGUUGAAGUUUAUGAGUGGUCUGGGACAGCAUGGGAACCUUACGUAGCUGAUGAUGUUCAAGUGCAAUUUUACAUGAUGAGCCCCUAUGUCUUGAAGACUUUAUCAACUGAUGGCAAGGGCCGUUAUUUCACAUCAUUUAAGGUUCCAGAUGUCUAUGGGGUUUUCCAAUUCAAAGUUGAGUACGAAAAACUUGGAUAUACAAGCUUAUCUUUAUCAAAGCAGAUUCCUGUUCGUCCCUUUAGACACAAUGAAUAUGAAAGAUUUAUACCAGCAGCCUAUCCCUAUUAUGGAGCAUCAUUUUCAAUGAUGGUGGGUUUCUUCAUCUUCACUGCAGUUCAUCUAUACAGCAAGUAGAUGUAAACCUUUGCUUUAAGAUACUGUAGUUUGUAGUGCGGGGUUGAACUUAUUUUGAGAUCGAAAAUUUUGAUUUGGCAAUGAUACUAACUGACGUUUCUAAUUUAUUAUAGAUGCAUUACUUUUUCCCUUUUUCCCCCUCGUUA